Rotaria socialis is the source of this 1389-nucleotide messenger RNA. The record is from the annotation of a GenBank genome assembly. Lineage: Eukaryota; Metazoa; Rotifera; Eurotatoria; Philodinida; Philodinidae.
AUGUCGUCAAACGCCAAUACAACUGCUACGAUGGACUCCAUCAAAAAGAAAAUGCAAGCUAUGAAACUUGAAAAGGAAAAUGCCGUCGAUCGUGCCGAGCAAGCCGAACAACGUCAAAAGGAUUUUGAAGAAAAACUUAAAGCAUCCGAAGAAGAAAGUAAUGCUUUACAAAAAAAAAUCCAACAGAUCGAAGCUGAACUUGAUGCUGCUCAAGAACAAUUAGGUGAAGCCAACGCAAAACUUGAAGCCAAAGAGAAAGCUGCUACCGAUAUAAAUGCCAUUGAAUUUUAUAACUUAUUUAAAAAUCGUCAUCCACCACCACCGCCACCACCGCCACCGCCACAAACAACAAAAACAAAUAAAAAUAAAACAAAUCGUUCCUCAGCAUCAAAAUCACGUUUGCAAGCCUAUCAACAACCAGUACAACGAUCAAAUUAUAUUAUAUCGAAUAUUUUACAUAAUGAACGAAUCAAACAAAUCCGUCAGAAAUUCUAUGAUAAUGAACGUUUACGUCAUUACCGUUUGAAUGAUAAUGAUGAUGACACAUUUCAAUUAUCAUCAGAUGAUAAUGAAAUGACGUGUUCAAUUUCUUCUUCAUCGUCAUCAUCCUCAUCAGCAUCAAAUUCUUCUUCAUCAGUAAAAACUUCUCGUCGUCCAGUAAAACCCGGUUGUGAAAAAUAUCAAGUCUCACCUUAUUCGUCUCAAAUAACAUUCAAUUUAAAAAUUUCCAUUAUGCAAACCGAAGUAACAGAUAUUAUAAAUGUAUUAAAAGAGGCUGAAGCCGAAUUAGCUGGACUUCAACGUCGUUUACAAUUAGUUGAGGAAGAUCUCGAACGUGCUGAAGAACGUCUUACACAAACAACACAAAAACUUGAUGAAGCUUCACAUGCAGCUGAUGAAAGUGAACGUGGUCGCAAAGGUCUUGAACAGCGUACAUAUCAAGAUGAUGAACGUAUUGCUACACUUGAACAACAAUUGGCUGAAGCACAACUCAUUGCUGAAGAUUCCGAUCGAAAAUACGAUGAGGUCGCACGUCGUAUUGCCAUUAUGGAAGUCGAUUUGGAACGUGCUGAAGAUCGUGCUGAAGCUGCCGAAGCAAAAAUUCUUGAACUUGAAGAAGAACUCAAAGUUGUUGGUAACAAUAUGAAAUCACUUGAAGUUUCUGAACAAGAGGCUAUGCAACGUGAAGAAAGUUAUGAAGAACAAAUCCGUGAUUUAACAUCACGUCUUAAAGAUGCUGAACAACGUGCUGAUUUAGCUGAACGUACCAUGGCUAAAUUGCAAAAGGAAGUCGAUCGUCUUGAAGACGAAUUACUUGCCGAAAAGGAAAAGUACAAGAGCGUAAGCGAAGAACUCGACAUGACAUUGAACGAAUUGUCGGGUUAUUAA